AUGUUUGAAAAGUUACUUUCAAUAUCAGUAUUGCCUGUUUUUAUUGCUGUAUUAGUUAUUAUUUAUUAUUUUAGUGUCACAUCCGUAUUACAUCAUCUUCAAAAGACAAGUCGUGUAAAUGUUGUUGAUAAUAGUAAAUUGGCCAUCGAUGGUAUGGUAUAUAAACGGCAACCACGAGUUAUUCAUUGCUAUAAACGCAAUGGUAGCCUCUCACGUACACGUUUAACAGCGGGUCUCGGUGAUAAAGUACUAUUAGCAAUUAAAGGUCAAAUGAAAAAAGCGGUGAUUGUCGGAUGUAAACAAUUGAUACCACAACCAAAUAUGCCAAGAUUUGAUGCGAAUAAUGUUGUGCUUAUUGACGAUGAUGGAAAUCCAAUUGGUACAAGAAUUUUAGCACCAAUACCAGCAUUUUUCAGAACAAGAGGAGAUUUAGUAAAAAUUGCAGCUAUUGCAACUCAUUUUGUUUAA
This is a messenger RNA of Didymodactylos carnosus, 468 nucleotides long. NCBI's taxonomy places the organism in Eukaryota, Metazoa, Rotifera, Eurotatoria, Philodinida, Philodinidae. The record is from the annotation of a GenBank genome assembly.